AUGAGUAAUUUUUUUGUGGAAAACGAAGAAGGUAUAUUUGUAGAAGAGGAGAAGGCUAUACUUGAAAAGGAGGGAUUUGAGGAAAAUGAAAGUGUAGGGUUUGAGAAAAAUGAAAGUGUAGGGUUUGAGGAAAACGAAGCCACGUUUGAAGAAAAUGGAAACACUAUGCUUGAGGAAACAAAGAGACUUGGUACUAGAAAAAGUGACAAAAUUGACUAA
This is a messenger RNA of Dentiscutata erythropus, 219 nucleotides long. NCBI's taxonomy places the organism in Eukaryota, Fungi, Glomeromycota, Glomeromycetes, Diversisporales, Gigasporaceae. The record is from the annotation of a GenBank genome assembly.